GGGUCAAUCGGUACACAGCCACCAUUACGAGCACUAAUCGCGCCAGGCCAUCGCAGCAGCAGGGUGGAACGUACCCAUCCACCGGAGUAGUCCACCAGUGAGCGUGCCGGGUUCAGUCCGUUCGGUUCCAUACGUGCGUUACGAUCCUCGCAAGAGAGACAGAAAGUUUGUCGGCCCAUCAAGAUGGUGUUAUGUCACGUUCGUGCGACCGUGCGGUUAGGCAGCUUGGUGGCCAAGACCAGCGCGAAAAGCUGGACCCUGCGGGCCCGUCCGUUCAGCAUCAGCAGUGUGGCGCUGAAAGAGCGUCUUUUCACGGACAAGCAUGAAUGGGUGUCGGUGGACGGUGAUGUAGGCACGGUUGGCAUUUCGAACUUUGCACAGGAGGCCCUCGGUGAUGUAGUGUUCGCACAGCUGCCCGAUCCCGGAACCAAACUAUCGCAGAAGGACGAGUGUGGCGCACUGGAGAGUGUGAAGGCGGCGAGCGAAAUCUACUCACCCGUGUCCGGUGAGGUGACGGUGAAAAAUGGUGCCGUAGAGGAGACGCCCGGUCUGGUGAACUCAUCCUGCUACGAGAAUGGUUGGCUUUUCAAGCUGAAGCUCACCAAACCGGACGAGCUGUCGAAGCUGAUGAGCGAAGAGCAGUAUACGGAGUUUUUGAAAACUGCUGACCAUUAGAGAAGUGUGCCGCCGACCACGUGUGGCGUGUGCCCGUUUACUGUUUUUACUCUACCUUUAAGUUUCUACCGUAAUGCCAAUGACUAGUGUGCGAGUGUUUGAUUUUGGGAAAUAAAUAAAACAUUCUCUGUGAGUAA
Messenger RNA from Anopheles merus, 812 nucleotides. It is a transcript of the gene ppl, whose product is annotated as glycine cleavage system H protein. The coding region runs from base 184 to 675 and encodes 163 amino acids. The record is from RefSeq and is a predicted model, not a curated record. Gene Ontology annotation, biological process: glycine decarboxylation via glycine cleavage system; protein lipoylation. The transcript has 4 exons. NCBI's taxonomy places the organism in Eukaryota, Metazoa, Arthropoda, Insecta, Diptera, Culicidae. Gene Ontology annotation, cellular component: cytoplasm; glycine cleavage complex; mitochondrion.